Messenger RNA from Pelobates cultripes (western spadefoot toad), 15363 nucleotides. Lineage: Eukaryota; Metazoa; Chordata; Amphibia; Anura; Pelobatidae. The record is from the annotation of a GenBank genome assembly.
GGUGUAGCGGCGCAGUUGCUCGGCCUGCAUUGCAAUGGUUGUCGUGGUGUGAUGAGCUGGCCUUGUGGCUGUGCCAUGGAGAAAGACUUAGUGCGGCAGUGUCUCAGCCAUCACGGCCCUACAUUGUUGUCCUUGUUACGGUGCGAGCAACACGAGCAUGCGGGCUUCCAGCAGCUGCUCGGCGACCUGUCCAAAUGGCCGCAGUACAGGUAACAAACAUGGCCGGGCCCCCAUGGGGACAGGAGACACGGUGACCGAGAGACAGACAGAUAGCCAGCCAGCUCAGUGAGCUGUUACCCGGGACUGGCUGCUCCCAUCACUUCAAACAGCUGCGGUGUGAGUGCAUGGCUGCGGUAGCUGUAUGGUGCGGUGUGAGUGCAUGGCUGCGGUAGCUGUAUGGUGCGGUGUGAGUGCAUGGCUGGGGUGUGAGUGCAUGGCUGCGGUAGCUGUAUGGCUGGGGUGUGAGUGCAUGGCUGCGGUAGCUGUAUGGCUGGGGUGUGAGUGCAUGGCUACGGUAGCUGUAUGGCUGGGGUGUGAGUGCAUGGCUGCGGUAGCUGUAUGGCUGGGGUGUGAGUGCAUGGCUGCGGUAGCUGUAUGGCUGGGGUGUGAGUGCAUGGCUGCGGUAGCUGUAUGGCUGGAGUGUGAGUGCAUGGCUGGGAUAGCUGCAUGGCUGGGGUGUGAGUGCAUGGCUGGAAUAGCUUCAUGGCUGGGGUAGCUGCACAUGGCUGGGAGUAGCUGCAUGGCUGGGGUGUGGGGUGUAUGGCUGCGGUGUGGAGUGCAUGGCUGGGACCAGCUGUAUGGUGCGGUGUGGUGCAUGGCUGGGGUAGCUGUAUGGUGUGGUGUGGAGUGCAUGGCUGGGGGUAGCUGCAUGGCUGGGGGUGUGAGUGCAUGGCUGGGAUAGCUGUAUGGCUGGGGUGUGAGUGCAUGGCUGGAAUAGCUGUAUGGCUGCGGUGUGAGUGCAUGGCUGGGAUAGCUGUAUGGCUGCGGUGUGAGUGCAUGGCUGGGGUAACUGCAUGGCUGGGGUGUGAGUGCAUGGCUGGGAUAGCUGUAUGGCUGCGGUGUGAGUGCAUGGCUGGGGUGUGAGUGCAUGGCUGGGAUAGCUGUAUGGCUGCGGUGUGAGUGCAUGGCUGGGAUAGCUGCAUGGCUGGGAUAGCUGCAUGGCUGGGGUGUGGAGUGCAUGGCUGGGAUAGCUGCAUGGCUGGGGUGUGAGAGUUACAUGGCUGCGGUGUGAGUGCAUGGCUGGGUGUGAGUGCAUGGCUGGGAUAGCUACGUAGCUGGGGUGUGAGUGCAUGGCUGGGAUAGCUGCAUGGCUCUUGGUGUGGAGUGCAUGGCCUACUUGAUUGUGAGUGCAUGGCUGGGGUGUGAGUGCAUGGCUGGGAUAGCUGUAUGGCUGGGGUGUGGAGUGCAUAACUCUGGUAGCUGUAUGGCUGGGGUGUGAGUGCAUGGCUGGGGUAGCUGUAUGGCUGGGGUGUGAGUGCAUGGCUGGGAUAGCUGUAUGGCUGGGAUAGCUGUAUGGCUGGGAUAGCUGUAUGGCUGGGAUAGCUGUAUGGCUGGGAUAGCUGUAUGGCUGGGAUAGCUGUAUGGCUGGGGUGUGAGUGCAUGGCUGGGAUAGCUGUAUGGCUGGGGUGUGAGUGCAUGGCUGCGGUAGCUGUAUGGCUGGGGUGUGAGUGCAUGGCUGGGAUAGCUGUAUGGCUGGGGUGCAGGGCAGAGUUAUCUCCAUAGGUUAGUCCUAGAGAGCAAGAUUGCAUUGUUUACACAAGUAAUUUGACCACUGAAUGACCACAAUUUAAUUACCAAGUACAGUCCCUUAUUACUGUGUGGCAGUAUGUCAUACAAUUUAUAAAAACAAAAACUUACUGUGAGUGCUAUGGGACUACACCUCCCUGAAUGCUCUAACAGCCAUAAUGCUGGCAAAGCAUCAUGGGAGAUGUAGUCUACAACAUCUGCAGCGCAGAAGGUUGCCUGCCUCUGGAUUCUACACUGUAUCACUAUAUAACUUGCCUACCUCUGGUCUCUGUAAGUACUUUGUUUCAUACCGUACUGCAGCGGUAGGCAACCUACUGCAAUCCAGAUGUUGCGGACUACAUCUCCCUUAAUGCUGUUGAAAUGUUGGGAGAUGUAGUCCGCAACAUCUGGAGUGCCAAGGGUUGCCUACCCCUGCUGUACGAUAUGACUCCCUCUUACGUUACUGUGAAUGCUAUGGCUCACAUUGGGCAUUCACUAAACCGUGAUAUAUAGUGAAUUGAAAACUAAAUAGCAGCUUUUGAAAAAAAGUAUAAAUUUUACCUUUUAAUCACAGCUGUUUUAACCUAAAUUUUUAAGUUCAGUUUUAAAAUCACUACAGUCCACUGCUUAGUGAAUAAAUCCCACAAUGUAAUACAGUGCUUGUUACACCUACCAUACUAGGUGUAUAACAUGUAUACCUUGCAUUGCUGUGAAGGCAGCUGAAAACUUAUCACACAUUGCUAUAAACUAUUCAUACUCGUGUUUAUGUUGUCAAAUAUUGCUAUUCACUCAUACUAAACUUUAAUAAUCUUAGACAAACAUUUUGUGAGCUAUGUAUUUUAUACAACUUUAUGCAUAUCACGUUACUAAGUAAUACAAAAAAAAUCACUAUAUGGUAUCAUAUUUAAAUGAAUACUCCACUGCUCAAUUAACAAAAAUAUGUAAAAUAUCACUAAUUAGUAAACUUAACCUCAAUGAAAUCAUGCAUGUAUUUAAUUAUGCAUUUUUUUUUCAAUGGAGGUAUGUCUAACAGCUUGCAAAAGCUGACAAUAAAAAUACAAAAGUAAGAAUAUGAUAAGAGUGCUACAAUCACCUGUGUGAAUCACUCAAAAACACACAAAUUGUUUUUAUAGCUUGCAAAAGCUGCAGAUAUCUUGUCUGCAGCCUUUGCAAACAUUUCUAUUCUUUUCCAGCCCAGGCUUUCUGUGACUUCCCUAUCACAGUAUUCCCAGUUUCCCAGUGCAGCUCAAUGAGAAGUCCUAUCAGUCAGGUGCUCUGAGCAAUUGCUGCCUCUUGAGUUUAGCCCCUCUGAGCAAACCAGUAAGUAACAGGAAUGGUUGUCAGAUUGAUAGCUGGGGGUGGGUUUAAUGAUGAUGAUGAUUUAUAAAAGUUCACAAAAUUUUAUAGAAAUCUAGACUUUUUGCAAAAUGGUUUGAAAAAAGGACACAUUCUUCACACAGAAAUCAUUUCCGCAAGCUAAAGUACUUUAGGGGUUUGGAGUGUUCCUUUAAAGGGGAACUGCAUCUUCUCUGGAAAUUACAACAUUGAAUAAUACAUUUAGAGUCUUGUGUUUAGGAUUUUCCAUUUAAUAUUAUUAGGGUUAUUCGCUAAAGUGAGACUUCAAAGUGAAUUUCACCUUAAAGGAUCACUAUAGUGUCAGGAAAACAAAGCAGAUUUCCUGACACUAUAGUGCCCUGAGGGUGCCACCACUCUCAGGGUCUCCCUCCCGUGGCGCUGUAGGGGUUAAAACCCCUUCAGCAGCUAACCUUAUUCUGGUGACCUCUCCUCUCCCCUGAUGUCAGCGGAGCCGAAUGCGCAAGUGCCGCACGUGCAUUCAAGCUGUCAAUAGGAAAGCAUUUUUCAAUGCUUUCCUAUGGAUGCUCUGCACGAUGGAGGCAUAAUAUGCCUCCAGCGUCGCAGUUGCGCCUCUAGCGGCUGUCAGUGAGACAGCCACUAGAGGCUAGCUUAACCCCAAAUGUAAAUAUAGCAGUUUCCCUGAAACUGCUAUGUUUGCAUCUGAAGGGUUAAAACCUGAGGGACAUUGCACCAGACUACUUAAUUGAGCUGAAGUGGUCUGGGUGACUAUAGUGUCUCUUUAAGGGCCUUAGUAGCUAAACUGAAAACAUUUUCACCUUGAAUUUAAAAGUAACUGAAUUCUCACUUUAGUGAAUACCUUGUAAGAUUUAUUUUUAAUUUUUAUUAAAGAGGGUCUGCUUUCCCAAACUGGAAACUUCUUUAAUUUACAUGCUUGCUAGGGAAAGUAAUUGAAGGGUUACUCCAAGCACCAUGGUCACUUCAGUGAUAUGAAGUGGGCCUAGAGUCUGGAUGUACACAUUUUUUUGCUGUGAAACGCUGCAUCAGGUGGCUAAUGUUAAUGUUGAAGCAUCAUCAUGGGGCAGCAAAGUUGCCACAAAUUUUUCCCUCCCUCCAAUGCAUUAUUCAACCAGGUAAAUGCUGAAAUAAUGUUUACUGAAGGGACUGAACAAGGAACUAUCACUACUUGGGAAGUGACCAUUUAGCAAAUUACAUCAUAGUUCAGACCAGGCACAGUCAGGGCACAACCUUUAUAAUGGGGAAAAGAAAUGUAAACACUUGAUGAUUAUUGUUGACAUUUUUAUGUCUAAUUUUUGGUGCAAUUCAUUUGUUGGCUUUUUUCAUUUUUUUUUAAAUCUGAUGCUGUUUUUGCAUCAUAACUAUCAUUUAUUCUUAUACAGGGCUUUUUUUUUUUUUUUUCUCUCUCACCGGAACAGAUUUGUCAAGCUUUCUGUCUUUUCCAUACACACAAGUUUUCUUUUUCACUACAUAAUGAUAGUUUAAUUGGAAUUUAACUUUUAAGAACACUUUUUUAAAUAACUCAUCCCCCACUCCCCGUCAUGGUUAAUUUUUUCACUUUUCUGUAUGCUUUGUAUAUGUCAAGUAUAAAGGAAAGAUCUUGCAGCAAUGACUGGGCGUCAAGAUGAAGAUUCUUAUUUGCAGGAUAAAGAUCACAUAAAUGUUAAAUGUAGAGUAUUAGUAGACAUUGUAUUAAAAAUCCUUCCAAGUGACAGUUCCUAUUUACGUUGUAGUAUUUGCUUAUAUUUUUCACACUUGUGCUCAUCAUGCACAAUAUUUAACUGUAUACAUUGUUAUUCUUUUCUCAGGAAAGAAAGGAAUGUUGAUAACAUUGAAGUUCAGCAAUUUAUUGCAAGGAAAGCUGAUCUACUCUUUGCACUUUCAUGGAAGUCAAAUGUACAUGAGAACUCAGAAUCUGCAGAGUCAACAGAAGGUAGUCUGCUGAAAUCCAAAUAGCCUGUUUUGCUGAAAGUGAGGUGUGCAAAGUAUUUUAGCCCCAUACUCCGCUAAUCUAUUAGUAAAAUAUUUAAAUUGACUGUCUUUAUGAUGUGUCCAAAAUGUUUAAAUUAUAUAUUGCAAUUUUUAUUUUUUGGGGGGUUUUGCACAGAAUUGACAUUAACCAGCUCAGAACUUUGUUCUUGGUUGGCAAAUGAUACUGGCGCAGGUUAAAUUACAACUCUGUCAGCUAAGGGGUCAGUAUCUGUAUGUGCAGUGGGAAAAGCUGCACAUACAGACUCAUGCCACCAUGACCACUUCAGAUCAGUGAAGUGGUCAUUUUGCUUAGACCAACUCUUUUUAAUAAUGUCAUUAAACUCCUUUUUUAUCUUCCGUUUUUGGGGGAUCGGGAGAUCAAGGGGACAGGCACCUGAAAUGUAUAUCCAGCCCUGCCUAUGGCCUCUGCAUGACAGUCACUACGCUACUCAGUGCUUUUCUGUUUUACACAUGUGUGUCUAUCUACAUGCAACCAUGUGCAUUUCUGCAUAUGUAUGCUGUAUUACAAUUGUUGUGAGACAAAGUUCAUUGAACAUUAUUAUUUCACCUUUUCUUUCUUUCUUGUAAUAUAAAAGAUACAUAAUGAUGAAGGUUGUAUUAUGGGAAGGAUUUUCGAUCUUAUUGAUGAUAUCACCAGGACCCUGAGAUGGUAUUAUAUUCCCAUAACUGAAAUGUUUCCUUUCUUAAUUGAAUUACAGGGUAUUAUGCUGUGAUGCCUCCCUUGGAGCAGUUCAUGGAAGUUCCCAAUGUAGAGAAGAGGGAACUGUUCUUUCGGGAUGUAGAGCGUGGUGAUGUUGUAAUAGGAAAGAUAACCUCCAUUCGUGACUUUGGUUUUUUUAUGGUGCUAAUGGCAAUGGGUAGUGGCAUUUUAAGAGAUAUAGCAGCACUGGAAAUAAGUGUAAGUAUAUAGUUCUUAAUUUCUAAAAUUUCCUUACUGUUUAAAAGGUUAGAUUUGUGCUUUUGCGCAAAAUGAAUUUGGGGAAAAAUAAUUAGCCAUACUGUACAAAUUUGGAGAGGCAUUUAUGUCUGUACAAAAAUUGUGAUAUUGUAUUUAUUUUUCUCCUAGGCAUUAUGUCCUAUAAGAGAUGUGCCUUCUCAAAGCAGCCAUGGUGAUCCUUUAUCAUAUUAUCAGACUGGAGAUUUAAUCCAAGGUGAGGUUUUGUAAAAUGUGUUGCUACUUAAUUCCAAUGUAAGGUUUAUGUUGUAAAUAGUUUUCCACUAUAAAAGGACCACCCUGAGCACCAUAACAACGUAAUCACAAGAAAGUUGUUAUGGUGCCAGAAGGACCAUAGCCAGUUUUAUAAGUGGGAGCUAGUGAGAGGCUGAGAGUGUCUAAGGCUUCUUGAUUGAAUUUUAGGUCUUGGGUUAAACUGCUCAUAAAACAGAUGACUCCUGCGACCACAUGACACUUAACAACUUCAUCUUGAUUAAGUUGUUUUGGUGCCCAGAAUGUACUUUUUUUUUAAAUCAUUUUUUGUUGUUGUUUUACAGUGACUUCAAUAUGUAAUACUGUUCUUUGCAAUGAACUAAAUGAAAACUUUAAAUGUCUUUAUAUGUUAGCUGCCGUAAAGGAUAUUGACAGAUAUCAUGAAAAGCUGACAUUAUCUCUGCAGAAAUCUGCUCUACCUACACACAUGUCUUCAGUUAAACUGGGCGUAAUAAACCCCGAAGAAAUGCCUGAAUAUUACAAGUAAGAAAAUAAUGGCUUUGAAAUGGACAUUAAACCUGUAUAGUUUUACAUUUUUUUUUUUUUUUUUUUGGGGGGGGGGGAAUUACUUAAAUAUACAUAAACAAAAUGAACUCACUCUGCCUUCCAACCGUUUUUUAAAAUUCCAAACAACCUUCAGGAAAGGUUCUCCUGCUGGGCUAUAAUCAGUAGCUCCAAAGCCUGGUCUACAUAGUUUGCAGUCUCAAUACAUUUUGAUCCAACAAUGACUUGUAUAGAGUAAUGUUUUAAAACGGAACGUUCAGUAGAAUAGUUCCAUUCUUUAUUAGAAAAUGUAAACAAACUUCUUUAACGGCGUUCUAUGCCGUCCCCAUUAUAAUGGGCUUUAAAGUCUUUGCGGAGGCAUAGAACGCCGUAACUGCUUUCACACCCAGGAGCCUGCAACUACUCCCCUCCGCCCUGAUCCUCUUCAGGAGGGCCCUCCCACAGCAAAUGAGGCCCCCGGGAGCCAUGUGAUCGCUCUGGUUGGGGAUCGGCCUGCAGGGAGACUGUCUGGAAUAUAAGACAGUCCCCCUGCUGGUGGGUAGUGUAAAAAAAAAUAAAAAAAAUAAAUAAAAAUAUCAAACAUGUUUUAAAAUAAAUUAAGUGUGUGUAACAUCAUACAUAGUGUAUGUUAAUGUGUGUGUGUGUGUGUAUAUAUAUAUGUGUGUCUGUGUGUAUAUAUGUGUGUAUAUAUAUGUGUGUGUGUGUAUAUGUGUGCAGUUGUAUACUGCAAACACAAAUUAAAAGGAAUCCAUGUUUAAAAUGGAAUGAGGCAAAAAUGUGAUUCUUUGUUAAACUAAUUUGCAUAUGCCCACCCAGAAUCCUUUGCGGUUGUAACAUCACUGCUGAUUUGGGAUUUCUGUGGGAAAAGCAAGUCUUAUGGCUUGACUGGUGUGCAGAUUUUUGUUUAGCAUUGUAUUAACUAUCCACAUACUUCAGGUGGAAGGGGUUUUCAAUCACAAUUUUUCCCCACCAUAAUCUAUUUGGAUCUUUGCUAUAUAUAUAUAUAUAUAUAUAUAUAUAUAUAUAUAUAUAUAUAUAUAUAUAUAUAUAUAUAUAUAUAUAUAUAUAUAUCUAUCACUCCACCUUCCUUGAUGUACUUGCCUGGUGCUUGUCAGCAAACCGAUACAGCCAAAAGUACAAGAUAGCACUCUAGGGACUUCCAAGUUGAAUGAAUAAAACUUAGCUUUUAUUAGCUCAAAAUAAAAAUCAACGUUUCAGUCUGUAUCACAGACUUUCAUAUAUUUAUAUAUACACGUAUAAUUACAAUAAUAAAUAAAAAAUUCUAAAUUAUCUAAGUGUGUGUGUAUAUAUAUGUAUGUGUGUAACAAAUACACUUAGAAUGACUAUAUAUAUAUAAAAAAUUAAAAUUCUACACGUAUAUUUAAGUAAUAUUUUAACAUAAUUAUGUGAUUUAAUUAGACAUUAACAUGCCUGACAACCCAGGCAAAAAGUGCAGGGAAUUUGAAUUGCAAGCACUAUAUUUAACCCUGUAACUUUCCAAGACACCAUAAAACCUGUACAUGGGGGGUACUUUUUUACUCGGGAUACUUCGCUGAACACAAAUAUUAGUGUUUCAAAAUGGUAACUUUUACUGACUAUAUUGUUGUAAUACAAGUUACCAUUUUGAAACACUAAUAUUUGUGUUCAGCGAAGUCUCCCGAGUAAAACAGUACCCCCCAUGUACAGGUUUUAUGGUGUUUUGGAAAGUUAAAGUCCAAUAUAAGGCUUGCAUUGCAUUUUUUUUCACAUUGAAAUUUGCCAGAUUAGUUAUGUUAGCUUUUGAGACCGUGUGGUAGCCCAGGAAUAAGCAUUACCCCCAUGAUGGCAUACCAUUUGCAAAAGUAGACAACCCAAGGUAUUGCAAACUGGGUAUGUCCAGUCAUUUUUAGUAGCCACUUAGUUACAAACACUGGCCAAAUAUUAGUUUUUGUUUUUGUUUUUUUCACACAUAAAUAAAUAUGAACGAUAACUUUGGCCAGUGUUUGUGGCUAAGUGGCUACUACAAAAGACUGGACAUAACCCACUUGCAAUACCUUGGGUAGUCUACUUUUGCAAAUGGUAUGCCAUCAUGGGGGUAAAUCUCAUUCCUGGGCUACCACACCGUCUCAAAGGUAACAUUACUAAUCUGGCAAAUUUCAAUGUGAAAAAAAUGGAAUGUGCUGUAUUUGACCCUUUAACUUUCCAAAACACCGUAAAAACUGUUAAUGGGCACUACUGCUCUACUCGUGAGACUUUGUUGAAUCCAAAUAUGAGCUUUUUUGCAGUAAAAGCUAACCGUAUUAUGACAUUUACAGUUAAAAUGUGAGACGGAUCUUUUUUUUUUUAAUUAAAAUUGCUGUUUUUUUUAUUUUAUUCAUAAUAAAUUGUUUCAUAUAUAAAUAUUUGAUAUGCAAUGAAAGCCCUGUUUCUCCUGAACAAAAUGAUAUAUAAUAAGUGUGAGUGCAUAUAAUAUGAAAGAGGUGAAUUACGGUUGAACAGACCGCAAAUUCCAGUUUUUGUUUACAUUUUGUUUUGAUCAGAACAUGUACUAUUGACUCCAUCCAGAAGGGGCUAGUAUGACCAGGGUACAGCAAAAUAAAUUCUAGACCCUCGCAUGUUUUCUGUGGAAAUUCCAUGCUUAGUCAUUAAUUGUACAUAUCACAGAGUACUGGUGGUUUUUAAAAUGUGAUGUGUUUUCUGCAAGCAGUUAAAAUUUACGUGGUAUUUAGUUUUUGAUUUAAGGGGGCAAAACGGUUUUAGUAAGCAGGAAAGAUGGCAUAUGUGAUCAUAACCAGAACUGGAACAAUAAGUGAGAGAUGGUCCUGUAGUUUAAAAUAAGAACUUUAAAUGUUAUCCUGAUUUUAUAAAAAAAAAAAAAAAUGGGCUUAUUACCAGUCUUCAACUGUUUGUGUUUUUUUUUUUUUUUCUUCUAGGCAAAGUGCUGCAAUGUCCUCCAGCAGUGUGAACACUUACGAAAAGGUUUUGCAAAAUUCCUUAGCAUUUUCAAACCCAUCUACUGUAGAGUUUCUCCUUGGCAAACUAGGACUUAGUGAAUCCAAUCCACCAUCCUUAAUAAGAGGCCUUCAAAGGUAGUUGUGUUUUUGUUAUUUUCUGAUUUCCUGUUCACCUUCAACAACCUGGGUACGCUAGUUUGUUAGAUGUACUCAUACCUACUAGACCUGUUUGCUAAUAUUAAUUCUGCUCUAUAACAAUUCCUUUUUUUUAAAUUUAUUUUUGUAGGGAAAAUUUUUCCGAACAAGAUUAUGCUCCCUGUUUGAGGAAGAAACAGUCUUCUUCUUGGGCAUUAAAGUGGUAAGUAAUUAUUGCAUAUUAACUUUUUUUUUCUUCUUCAAGUUGACAUUUGUUUUCUGUCACUAAUACAUUUAUUUUGGUGCUAUUGUCUAGUGUGAAGAUAGGAGUUGAUUACUUCAAAGUGGGGCGUCACGUAGAUGCAAUGAACGAGUACAAUAAAGCUCUGGAAAUUGAUGCACAAAAUGUUGAAGCAUUGGUAGCACGAGGUGCACUGUGAGUUACUACCAAAACCUUUAAUCAUACCAAUUCCUUUCUUAAUCUGUUUGAUUAGUGAAUAUUUCCCUAGGACAUCUGUUGUAUUCAUUCUCAUUUUUUGGUUUUGUCAUCUUUACUAAUAUAAGUUGUGUUUUUGAAUGUAAUUUUGAUGUUUAAUAAUUUUGAGUUUGUUAGUUUGAACCUUUUCCUUAAAUCGAGACAAUCUUCCAAAGAGGAUCUUUGUCUACAACUGCAAUAAUUCUGUGCCAUUCUUGGGCAAUGUGUGCAUAUGUUAGUCACCUUUUUGGUAUACAUUCAAUCUUAAAAAUUGUUUUUUUUGUUUUUUUUUAUACUUGAUUGUAUCUUUUGCCUUUAUAGUCUAUAUAAAUAAACUGAGUUGUUAUCAGAACUACAACAUAUCUAAAUUAUGAAAACUGCCUAUUAUGGGGUGCCAUAUAUUUAUUUUCUAUGAAUAAAUGAUAGUUAUGAUGCAAAAACAGCAUCAGAUGAAAAAAGAAAAAGCCAACAAAUGAAUUGCACCAAAAAUUAGACAUAAAAAUGUCAACAAUAAUCAUAUAUAUUCUAUGAAUAUUGCUAGCACAGUCUGUCAUGGAACCUUAUUAUUUAUUAACUGCUGCCAUGCCUUUUUUUUUUUUUCUUGAGGUAUAUUUUUAAAAGGAUUCAGGCAAACAAAAUUUGCCGGUCAUCUAUAGGCUGCUAAUUUAUGAGCAUAUUUCAUACAAUGCUGUAGGAGUAGGCAUACAAUAGAAAUUUUGAGGUUCUUCUUUGGGAAACCUGGGGUUAUACAAAAAUCCUGUUAGUGCUCUGUUAAUGUGUUCAUUACAUUUUGUGUGCUCUCUUAAGCUUUUUUUAAUGUCGCCGUUGCAUAUUAUAGAUUUUCUUACUUGUUUUACAAUUUCUUGCAGUUACGCUACAAAGGGAAGCCUUAACAAAGCAAUACAUGAUUUUGAAAUUGCUCUUGAAAACUGUCCUACUCAUCGAAAUGCAAGAAAAUAUCUCUGCCAAACUCUUGUGGAGAGAGGUGGCCAGUGAGUAUAUUGUUUAAAAUAUUGCUAUACCAGCAUAUCUGGAAAAUAAUAGAAUGGGUCUCUGUUUGAAAUCUGUUCUUUGAUUGAUUCUUUACAAUAGAAUAUGGCACUGGGAUUCUGGAAGUUCCCAUCAGACCAAGAUCUGCCAUAGUAAAGCCUGAUAUGGUGGCAGAAGCUCUGCCAAUUGACACAAUUAAGACAGUCUUUAUAUUGCCUCAUUCUUAUCUAGCAAUUGUGUUGACAUUUUAUUGAAACUCUAAUGCAAUGUUUGAUGGACUGGUCACAACUUGUACAAGCCUCAUAUGAGGUCUCGGCAUACUCAACAUUGAUAUCUAUCUUUCACUCCUGCCUGAACUCCAAUAGUGUAUUUAAUGAAUGUAAAUUAAGAUGAAUUAACUAUCCCUUUCGAUUUGUAGGACAGAGUAGCUGAAUUUUUAAAAAUCACCAAAAGUUUGAUUUGGGCUAUUUUGGCCUAAAAUGUGAAAUGUACUUUGAUUGCUGAAUGACUUAUAUUUUAUUAAAUAACCCUGCAAGUGUCAGAAGUUACUGGUUUGUUGUAAAAACAUCUUAUGUGUAAAUUUUCUAAUUUUUAGGUUGGAAGAAGAAGAUAAACUACCGAAUGCUGAAAGUUAUUACACGAAAGCAUUGAGUAUAGACAAGACCUUCACAGAAGCCGAAGAGGCAUUAAAUAAAGUGCGCCAAUGCAUGCAGGUGAUCCUUUAUAUUCUCUCAAUCUCCUCCUAGCUAGUACAGAUACAACUGAACUAUUGGGGAAGAAAACAAUAUACAGUUUCCCAAAAUAAAUACUGGGCUUGAGCUCUUAUUCUUUUAAAUAGUAGCCCAGAUAUAUUACCCCCUUUCCCACCCUAAGUACUGUUUAUUGAUGAUAAAAGGUGUUUAUUUUAUUCCUGUAAUACUGAUGAUGUAUUUUUCCUAUGUGUAUCUCCUCCUGCUUUGAACGGUUGAUGCUGUGGCUGUGAAUAUCCAUUAUUGCUCUUUACAUAUUGAAACUGGACUGUGAUUCGUAACCCACCACCUUUUUAAUGGACCUGCGUCUUUCAAUAACUGGUUUGUAUGAAAUAAAUUAUUUAAUCCAAUUACUGUUGAUCAAUUUCAAACUAAACUUUUGUACAAAAUUGUUCUUCUGGAUAUUGUGCUCCUACAUAUUUUUUGACUUUCAUUCCACUGGCACAUUACUGAAAUAUUUUUACAAUACACCAUUGUGCCAUGAUAUUUUAUUACCAUCUAAAUAACAUACACCUUUUGUAACUGGGAAAUGGUUGCUUGCACUAUACAUUUAUUUUUUUUACGUGAUCUUUGCCAACUGCACACUUAAUUUAUUGGUUUUAAUAUUUGCCAUUUCUGGGGUGGGGUGUAUACUGAUAUUUCCUCUGGAAUAUUUUUAUUAACAUUUCUUUUUUGAUAACUGGGUUUAAAAAAAGAAAUCUUUGGAAAAAAGAGAGACACAUGAUGAAAAAGAAGAGAAACCCAAAGAAAAGAAAAUCGAAACAAGCGCAGAAAAAUUGCGUAAACUUCUAAAAGAAGAGAAAAGGUAUGCACAUCAUAUGGUUUCAGAAACAAUGACACAGGUAUGAUUUAAAAUAGCCACGUGGAAUAGAAAUGGUGACUAGAAAGGAAUGCAAAUGCUAUGAUGGAUUACUACCAAUAUUUGGAAUUUUUUUUUUCCCUCCUGUGUCAUUUAGCUCUCAUUGUUAUAGGAACACAGAGAUGGCUAUUUUUUUUCCCAUUAUUAUCAAUUCAUCUUAAUUAUCUGUGUAAAGGAGUGUCAAGAAGGUAUGGUUUAUAUUGUGGUAUAUAGCACUUUACUAAUCUUAAUGGGUAGGAAAACAUGUGUCAGCUGAAAUUGGAGAGUCUAAGCAAUGUUAAAUGUAGUUACUAGAUACAAGGUGGCUUUUCUGAAAUUCUAAUGGUUGAUGUUCUAGGAAGAGGAAACACAGACAGCGAUCUUCAUCAAGUAGUUCUUCCUCAGACACCUCUUGCUCUUCAGAUUCAUCCUCUUACAGUCAUAAAAAGCAUAAAAAAAAGAAGAGGCGUAAAAGAAAUUCAGAAUCCUCAAGUCAAUCUAAAAAAUAUUCUUCUAAUGCUCCUUUACAUAAGGAUGAAGAAUCUUACAGUCCUCCGGCAGACACAUCAGCUUCCUUUCUAAACCGCAAGUGUGAUAUGAAAAAAGGUCUAGAAGAAAGUGAAAAGGCUGCCUCUUGUAGAAGGUUUUCAAAUGACAAAGCAAGAUACAGAUCUUUGUCCUCUUCAUCUGUGGAGAUCUUGGAAUCUUAUGGAGGCAGGUCUGAAGAUUCCCGGGAUUCAUACAGCAGUGCAAAAACUCAAGCUAGUAGCAGCAGGACAAAUAGCGAGGCUAAAAGUAGUAAAUACAAAUCUAGUCGAAGAGAUUCUACGGACUACUGCUACAAGAAAACAGAGGACAGACCUGACUACCCCAAACAAUAUCAAGGUCAUAAAUAUUACAAUAGAAGGUCAGAAUCUGAUUCUGCUGAAAAGCAGUCUACUUCAAAGAGUUCUAGAUCACUCCAAUCAGAUACACCAUGUAAAGAAAAUGCAAGGAGACUGGAAAACGAUAAAGCGCAAAAUGGAAAUACAUCUGCUGCCAAGGUUUUGCCUGGAAAUUUAUUAAAUAUUCUUAGCCAGAUUGCAGAGUUUGAGAAGGAAAAGGGCAGCAAGCAAAAUUAGCAGGAAAUGCAUAAAACCAUGUUGUACUAUCUGUCGCUCUAACACCAAUGAAAUGUGUGCAUUAUAAUAAAAAAACUUGCCAAUCAUUAAAUACCAAUUUUAAUCACCUGAUUCAGGAUCAAUUUUGGUAUGCAAACCUCUAUUUGAAAAACUAGCAGUUUGUUUUUGUUUUUACACUUUUUUUUUAAGUGGGUGGUAAACAUUACCUAUUUUUAUAAAGGAUGAAAGAAAAAUGCCUUAUCUAAUGCAGUUGUCCCUGAACCUGUUUUCAAGGUUUAGCACACAGGUCGGUUUUUGAAGGAUAUCUUUUUAUGAGCAAGGUGAGUCAAUCUUCCUGAACGAAGGGCUAAUUAACCGGGUAUUCUCACUGGGCCUGAGGUGGUGAUAUUUAUCGAUAGGUGCACAUUUAAAAAGUAAACCUUUCUGCUAUUACAUCACUAGCUGCUCCUAAAGCCUUUUGUACAAAGUUCUGUGUUUGGAGGACCAAACGGCUGGAAAAACUCACUGCAUUCUCAAUUCCAUUGUUGCCGUGUUUAUAUUAAUAUUGAUUUAAAUUAACAUUGUAAGCCAUGUCCAUGAAUUGUGAAGUCCAAUUUGUGAUAAAAGGCCUUGUAUUCUUAAUAAAGUUUCACCUUGCUAAGUAGUGUGCUAAUUUUAUUUUCAAGUGUUCAAUUUGAGUUGUUUAUAUGAAGAAGAAAAAGGUAAUUGAAACCUUUUACUCGAGAUACUCUCAGGGACUGCCGUGCAGUUGUGAUUUACUUACCUGUGCGAAAGCAAGUUAUCAUGUAAUACUUGCUUUUGUUGCAAGCGGUUCUGAAGAACACUGUUUUAAUGCAGGAGUACAAUUUUAUCACUUUUAUUUUAAGAGAAUAAUAAAUGCCUUUACAAGCUGGGUUGUGUUUUGUGAUUAAGUAUACCUCCUGAAGUAAAAAUAAUUUUUGAAUUACACAUUAUUUUUUUUGUUGUAAAUAAGGGAAGAGUCUGGUAUUGAGACAACAAUAAAAAGGGUUGCUUAUACUAUUUGCCUUCAAGUGUAAUUUUUCAUUUGACAUCAUUACUAUUUGUGACCCUUUUGAGAUCCUUCUCUGGUAGAAGUCUUCAAGCUGCGAGUUGAUGAGAUACUUGAUGAGGGAGAAGCAGGAGGUAGGCCAAUAUCAAGCACUUUAAUACGUGGAGAAGUACCUGAACUAGAUGAAGAUCUAGAAGAGUUUGAUCUACAAAACAAAAUCAGAAAUACAGUUCAGUUUUUCAUAUAAUUGACAUCUUCAUUUAGUGUUUUAUAUUGAAGGAAUACUCAAUACACCAUAAGCACUACAGCAUACUGUAGCUUUUAUGGUGCAAGGAGUGCCCAUUUUACACAAG